Metarhizium robertsii ARSEF 23 is the source of this 591-nucleotide messenger RNA. RefSeq names its product sarcosine oxidase. The transcript has 3 exons. Lineage: Eukaryota; Fungi; Ascomycota; Sordariomycetes; Hypocreales; Clavicipitaceae. The record is from RefSeq and is a predicted model, not a curated record. The coding region runs from base 1 to 591 and encodes 196 amino acids. Gene Ontology annotation, molecular function: saccharopine oxidase activity; flavin adenine dinucleotide binding; sarcosine oxidase activity.
AUGACGCGGCUGGACGAUGAGUCGUACGCAAAGUUUGCGGAUAUGCCGGUCGGCAUUCAGGGAUACACGACGCUCAAAGCUCCCUUUAUGGGAAGCCUGCCGCCCACCAAGGACAGGGAGCUCAAGUGGUGGGGGCAAAAGAUCUUCAAGAACACCAAGGAGGUCCUUCCCGGGCGCUUCAUCUCGAUGCCGCCCGCGGAAGCCGACUAUGCGCAGUGGAAGAUAUCCGAACGGCUCAAGGAGGACAUUCUCAACGUGAGCAGCGCCUUCUACGGAAGCCAAGCUGCCAAGUGGAAGUUUGAAAAGCACCGCAUCUGCUGGGAUGCCUUCACCACCAGCUCCGACUUCAUCAUCUCGCCGCACACGGCGGCCAAGGGACUCUACGUGGCGACGUGCGGCUCGUUCCACGGGUACAAGUUCUUCCCCGUGAUUGGGAAAUACGUGGUGGACAUGUUGGAGGACUCGCUCCCGGCCCAGCUGGCGAACAAAUGGGCGUGGGACCGCGAAAGGCCCGACCCGUCCGUCAACCCCGACUGGCCGAGCUUCGAGAUGAAGGACUUGCUGGAUCCUGUGAGGGAGUCGAGGCUUUAA